UUGCCUUUCCUUCAUUCCUUGUGCAACGGAAACCUCGCUGCCUUUCUAAUUCUACUCUCCACCCAAAUAUAAAACACCCCAUAUUUGCCAACGUUAAUUGAUAAAUCAUAAAUGUUCUGUUCCCUUGUCUCUUUUAAAUUCCUUCCCUCACUUUUUCACACGUCUCUCCAUCUUUAAAGCUUUAGCACUUGUUAGUUCUGGCUUGCCUCCGAUUCAGAUUCUCUGUUCUUCAUCUUCUUCACAAAAUACUCUGUUCUUCCCCAAGAAGCACCAUCAUGGUCAGUUGCUUUGUAUUUUGUAGGUUCAAGAGAAAAUUUCCUCGUACCCGAGCUGGGCAUGAUAAAGUUCUACGGAUUGUCAAGUCUGACGGCAAGAUUUUAGAAUACAGAGCUUCGAUCCUCGUAAAGGAUGUUCUGUUGAACUUUAGCGACUGUGGCAUCGGCAUCUCGCAAGAAGCUUUCCGAUAUCUCCCACCUAAUUAUGAGUUGAAGAUUGGGCACAUGUAUUACCUCCUCCCUUCUUCUUCUUCUUCUUCUUCUUCUGCUUGUCUUAGUCCUAGUGCUGCUCCUCCACCAGUAUCUCCCUCUUCGGCUGAUGCCCAUCGCCCAGGCUGUCUCAAGCGAAUUAAAGUGGUUAUAACCAAACAACAACUUCAACUGUUGUUGUCAAAGACAGUGUCGUUGGAGGAGCUACUCUUGGCACGGGAUAAGCCAGCGUGGGAUGGCGUUGAUUCAACGACAAACUGGAAGCCCAAGCUUGAAACUAUACCAGAGGGAAACGAGUGGUUCGGAACUUAUGCCUCCACUGCUCCAUUGCAGCUGCUUCUCUAACCACGAAACUAUUUCUGUAACACGUAACCCCAAAAAAUGGAGGGAUACAAAGAUUAUAUAUAUGUAGUAUAACUGAAAUUGAAAAUUCAUGUGUCACCUGUGGCUGUGUUUUGAAAAAUGAAUCAAGGACGAUACUUCAGAAAACAGAGGUUUUUGCAGUACUGGACUCCAUGUCUUUGUUGUUUUGGACUACUUGUUUAGUUUCUUAGUUUCAAGUUUGAGACACAGCAACAUAAAAGUCAAUCAUCCAUCUCCUCUCCUUUUCUCUCUGUUGGGUAAGAUGGAAUUCAACCAUGGGCCUUAAAACAUGUUUCUUCGGAUAUUG
Molecule: messenger RNA, 1155 nt
Organism: Nelumbo nucifera (sacred lotus)
Lineage: Eukaryota; Viridiplantae; Streptophyta; Magnoliopsida; Proteales; Nelumbonaceae
Source: RefSeq, a predicted model, not a curated record